AUGGCCGAACCAACUUACAUCGAGCGACUAACGCCGCUAGAUCUGCUCAUGCCCAAAACCUAUAUCCGGGUUCUUUUUGUUUUCGAACAGGCUGGUUCAAUACUACAAAUUAUUCAAAAUCUCGGAUCCGGUCUUGAUAGACUUUUGAAACAAGUUCCUUGGCUAUCCGGGCGGGUCUUUUCAACCAAAUCAGUCCAAGAUAGAGAUGCUUCUCUCGAAAUUCGACGGAAUGCGAAUCAUGCGCCAACCAUCGUCGAUAAAGGGACUGUGGCGGCGUCAUACAAAUGCGCAGCCUCUGAUGGAGUGUUCACAAAAGCGAUUCCAUCAAGCGUGUGGCCGGGCCCAAGCAUUGACGAUGUGUUGGGGGUUCCUGUUUUCGCUGCAAGUAUAUUUCGCUUCGCUGAUCAAGGUGCAGGCUUGUGUGUCUGUUUACACCACAAUGCUGUCGACGGUAUUGGAUUCUCGGAAAUCAUGCGACUGUGGGCUCAAAACGUAGUCGACAAUAGUUUCACCUUCUCAGAUUCGUCACAAACUAGAUCGGAGCGUCUUUCGGAAGCGCUCUCGUAUGAUCUCACACGCGUUUCCUCUAUCGCAUCCGAAGAUUUACUCGCGUUGCACCCGGAGUACUCCAAAAUGCCACCCGCUCUACCAGAUAAAAUGCCCUCCUCAUGUACAGCCAAGUUAUUCACGAUCUCGAUACGCUGGGUUGAUAUUCUGAAAACUCUCAUGCGUAAAUAUACGUUAAUACCACCGACCACGAAUGUGGUGAUAUGCGCACUUAUCUGGCCCACGGUCACUCGGGUCCGAAUGCAAGACAAUCCAUCCCUUAGAAUUGAGAUGAGUCGAUUAGCAAUGGCAGUCAAUGGUCGACCACGUAUUAGCGAGACCUUUUCUCGUCCUGGAUCUCCGUAUUUUGGAAAUGCAGUGUUUUACUCCCUGUCCAAAAUGCCAGCUACGGUCUUGGCUGAAUCCGAUGAAACUCCUGUACGUGAGCUGGCUAAAAUCUGCGAUGAAAUUGCACGAUCACAAUCACGUUCCACGAUUACAUCGCGUCACAUCGCAGAGGUCUACCAGCUGGCAAGUUGCACAGAGGAUCGUGUCGGUUCUCUUUUCGUGGGCUGGGACCUCUUCGGAUCACGCGAUCUCACUAUUACAAACUGGGCGGACCUUGAGCUAUAUGGGAUAGACUUCGGCAAUGUGCUUGGGAAACCAAAGUUCGUGAGGCUGCCUCACAUGGAAGCAGACGGGGUGGCUCUUAUUCUGCCACGCCAACGGUCUAUAUCUCCAGAAAUACUUGAAGUAAUGAUCAUGUUGCGUAGAGACCAUCUAGAUGCGCUGGAAAGUGAUCCAAUGUGGCAGAUGUUAACAAGUAGGUAG
This is a messenger RNA of Talaromyces atroroseus, 1377 nucleotides long. RefSeq lists its product as hypothetical. The record is from RefSeq and is a predicted model, not a curated record. Bases 1 to 1377 code for a protein of 458 amino acids. Lineage: Eukaryota; Fungi; Ascomycota; Eurotiomycetes; Eurotiales; Trichocomaceae. The transcript has a single exon. Gene Ontology annotation, molecular function: acyltransferase activity, transferring groups other than amino-acyl groups.